GCCCCCCCAACCAUAAAAAGCUUUCCACAAAGGACUCCAGAGCAAGCUGAUACAUGUAGCUAAUACCAGUACAAUGGAGCUCCAUAGACUCCUGCUAGCUGGUAUACUGAUUCUAGGAGUAGCCGGCAUUGCAAGCAGCAAGACACGGAGACCUCUUUUGCGCAAGCCUUCAAGCUCGCCCAAGACAGGCUGCUACAUCAUCGCCAUCAAAGAUAAGGCCACUAAUGAGGAAGUACAGGAGCUCCUCACUCGAGUCAUCAAAGCCAGUGAUAACCACAAGAUGUACGGGUUGGUGCAGAAGGCAACCAGAGCAUUCACAGUCAAGCUCUCUCCCUACUCACUGGAAAUGGUACGAGGCAUGGCUGCAGUGGAUUACAUUGAGGAGGAGGGUUUUGCCUCGGGCGAUGCCAGCGAGGAAAUCCUCCAAUGGCAUCUUGAUCGUAUUGACCAGGCUGGCUACCCACUCGACCUCUCUUACGCUCCCAUCGGUGACGGCGAAGGUGUGGACAUUUUUAUCCUUGACUCUGGCAUUAACUUUAAACACGAAGAGUUUGAAUAUCGUGCCAAGUAUGCUGGGUAUGACCCUAUGGAUGAGUACUCACUCAACAACGUAGAUAACUUACCGGACAAUUUCCAACGUCAGAAUGGCCGUGAUUGCCAUGGCCAUGGGACACAUGUGGCUAGCCUCAGUGCUGGUAAAACGUACGGAACAGCCAAGAAAGCUACGGUAUAUAGUGUCCGAGUAUUGAACUGUAACAAUGCAGCUCCAUGGAGUGUGAUAUUGGAUGGCAUUGAUUUCGUGAUGAAGACCGCACAAAGAACCAAACGGCCAUCAGUCGCUUCUUUCUCUCUGAGUGGAGAUUUCUAUCGCUCUGUUAAUAAUGCAAUGGCUGGUCUGGUUAGGCAGGGUGUCCACGUGGUGGUUGCUGCCGGCAAUGGAGGGGUGGAUGCUUGCAUGCUAUCACCCGCUAGCAGCUCCUCUGUCAUCACUGUAGGAGGGACUAGGAACGGUGAUGGAUUCUACAUCCUCGGCUCUGGCUCAAACUUUGGAUCGUGUGUGGAUAUAUUUGCCCCCGGGGAGAGGAUUGUAGCGGCAGACUGGAAGUGUUCCAACUGUUGCAAGACCCUCAGUGGGACAAGUAUGGCAGCUCCCAUUGUCAGUGGCUCUGUGGCCGUACACCUCAGUCGGCAACCAAUGGCUACCCCGAAUGAAAUAAAGAAGAAGCUUGUAGACGAAGCUCUCUCUGGAGUUCUGUCGUUUGAUGGAGUCUCUGAUAUAUAUCACGAGACCACCACCAACAAGUUGUUGAAUAUACCCGGAUUUUGUGGGGGUACUAAUUUUCUGAAUAGCUAUACCCCCCUGACUUCCCCCCACUACCCUCAACCGUACCCCUCACAUCUGGACUGUGUCUGGCACAUACAAGUGGGUAAGGGACUGCAAGUGGUAGCCAACAUCUCCACGGUCAUGCUUGAGGAAAACUAUGAUGUCUUACGCCUAUACGAGGGAGAGUGCUGCAAUAGAUCACACCAGGUGGCGCAGUUCACUGGUGAUAUUGGUGAUGUAGAAUACAGCUACACUAGUGUAAGGGGCGAGCUAUCACUACAGUUGGUGACUGAUGGAACUGGCAGCUCUACUGGCUUCACUGGCUCCUUCACAAAGAUCUAUACUGGCACGAACAUCAGAGUACCAGAUCCUGACGUUGAGCUCCCCACAGUCACACCAGUCACAGCCGCCCCCUCACACGUUGUCAACCUCCGCUCUCUCUCCCCGAAGAGGGCUCGUAGUGAAGUCACUCAACUACUGGGCAAAGGUUACAAGGUCAUAUGGAUCACAACACACUUGGGAGGGACCUCAAAUGUGCAUACCUUUGACAUCAUUCUCAGUAACAAUACUAAAGUGGAUACUCGUGUCGCUAUCGACCUCACAGCACAAGCUCUCAACGAUACCAUCCACAAAAUGGUUACCGAUGGUUACAGCAUUAGCUCGUUAGCAGACAGAGUGAGGGGGCGUGAACCCAACAGUGCCGUCAGCUACACUGCCCUGUUUCGGAGGUCCAAUCAUCUUUUAGAGACGGAAAUAUUUCUCGGGGAUACAAUUGAGGAUUGGAAGAGCCGGGUGGUGACUAUGAACAAUAGUGGAUACCGACUCAUCUCUCAGUCUUUUGUAGAGUUCCAGAGCAAGCAACAAGUGUCUACUAUCUUCACAAGAGACAGGAGGCUGGCAUACAAUAUCACAUUCGAACCUCCUCAAAAAAUGUUCACCUUCUACAAUGCAUCCUUCUUCCAGUUCACCAGUCUUACGCUGCAGUACGCACGCAUGAACUACUACCUCUCCCAUCUGGAGGUCAGUCAGAGACAGGGCGAUCCGUCCGCUCAUUUCUCUGCCAUUCUCCUUGCACACACACCCAAGACUGUGAGGAAUGGUAACUGGUUUCGCUGGGGCCUGAACGAGGAAGCUGUCCAGUCUAUGAUUGAACUGGAGGCCCCUAACUGGGACCCAUACGCUCUGAGUGGCUACAGUCACCAGGGAGUCGUUGUCUACUAUGUGGCAUUCCGGAGACAUGUGAAAUAACCCUCAUUAUUAAUUUAAAUCAUAUAUAAUUAUACCAUGCCAUAAUUCAUUAUGUAAUUAUUUUGUCAUAAUUAUAAUUAUAAUUAUUGUCUAUAAUACACCACCAGUUAGUGUAAUUAUUCUGUUCUUAAUGUUUUACGGUCCUGCACUAUAAUUAAAUUAUUUGCACUUUUUUGUAAUUAUUAUAAAUCAAUAAUAGA
Halichondria panicea is the source of this 2772-nucleotide messenger RNA. RefSeq lists its product as uncharacterized. The transcript is spliced from 5 exons. Gene Ontology annotation, molecular function: serine-type endopeptidase activity. The record is from RefSeq and is a predicted model, not a curated record. Gene Ontology annotation, biological process: proteolysis. The coding region runs from base 74 to 2572 and encodes 832 amino acids. NCBI's taxonomy places the organism in Eukaryota, Metazoa, Porifera, Demospongiae, Suberitida, Halichondriidae.